Ixodes scapularis (black-legged tick) is the source of this 450-nucleotide messenger RNA. RefSeq names its product Down syndrome cell adhesion molecule-like protein Dscam2. The transcript is spliced from 2 exons. Lineage: Eukaryota; Metazoa; Arthropoda; Arachnida; Ixodida; Ixodidae. The record is from RefSeq and is a predicted model, not a curated record. Bases 1 to 450 code for a protein of 149 amino acids.
AUGGGCCAGGCGUUGCCGGCCAUCCCCUGGCUGCGAGUGCUGCUACCGUUGCUAGUGCUCUGCCAAACGAAGGCACCGGUGGUCGGCGAAGCGCUGCCUCCGCUCUUCUUCAAGGAGGAGCCUCCCAGCACGGUCUUGUUCCUGAACAGUAGUGGCGCCGUGGUGCCGUGUUCGGCGGGCGGCGUGCCGACGCCCUCCACGGCCUGGCGCAAGGCGGACGGCGGGCCCGUGCUCACCGAGCUGCCGGGCCUGCGCCAGCUGCGCUCGGACGGGUCCCUCGUGUUCCCGCCGUUCGGUGCCGAACAGUACCGUCCCGACGUGCACGCGACCAGCUACCGUUGCGAAGCGUCCAACAGCUACGGCAUCAUUGGGAGCCGAGACGUCAGGGUCUCCGCAGGUACGUGCCGUUUGUUUGGCCACACAGAAGGCAACAUAUAUAUCUCCUGCUAA